UGGUGAGAAAUAAUCCCGCCUGCGCCACUCAAGUAAACAAGUAGUUGGAUCCGUAAAUUCGCACUGUUUUCCGCAGCUGCUCCACUUGUCUUGUCCUAACCAUGCCUUGAUCUGAAAAGUAACAAUGGGGAGAAUCGACUAUUUGGCUAUGAAGACAGAUCAAGAAACGGCGGAAUUGCUCAAUUCAGAUUUCAAUGAACUCAAGAUGGCUGCCAAGAAACUUAUUGAUCACGCUACCAAAUUGGGUGGCCUUGGCUUUGGCACUUCUUUACUCAAAUGGGUUGCCUCUUUUGCUGCCAUUUAUUUGUUGAUCCUAGAUCGAACGAAUUGGAGAACAAACAUGUUGACUGCACUUCUGGUUCCUUAUAUUUUCUUUAGUUUUCCUUCGGGAUUGUUCCACUUGUUAAGGGGUGAGGUUGGAAAAUGGAUUGCUUUCAUUGCAGUUGUACUAAGGCUUUUCUUCCCUCGACAUUUCCCAGACUGGCUGGAGAUGCCCGGUUCGUUGAUUCUUCUUUUGGUUGUUGCUCCAAAUUUCUUUGCUCACUCUGUGAGAGACAGCUGGGUUGGCGUCGCAAUAUGCCUUGCCAUUGGUUGUUAUCUGAUGCAAGAACACAUCAGAGCAUCUGGUGGAUUCCGCAACUCCUUCACACAAAGCAAUGGCAUCUCAAACACGAUUGGCAUUAUCCUCUUGUUAGUGUAUCCCAUUUGGGCUCUGGUAGUCCGUGCUGUCUGAAUCUUUAAGUAAAAGUAUUUGCUUUUUUUUCCUAUUUGUUGGUUCCUUGGGUUGUAAAACUGAAUGUAGCCAAAAUAUUCAUUCGAUGUGACUUUCACUUGUUAUUCUCAAGAAGCUUAUGAUUCUGCUUUGGAUAAUUAUCAAUUCUUU
Molecule: messenger RNA, 883 nt
Organism: Olea europaea var. sylvestris
Lineage: Eukaryota; Viridiplantae; Streptophyta; Magnoliopsida; Lamiales; Oleaceae
Product: cold-regulated 413 plasma membrane protein 2-like
Exons: 5
Coding region: 125-733 (202 amino acids)
Cellular component (GO): membrane
Source: RefSeq, a predicted model, not a curated record